CUGGCUUAUCCUUUGCUUCCUCUCUUUUCUACAGGCAUGUUUGGAUUCUGGGUUUUUCUAUGUGAUCAAUCAUGGAAUCAGCCAGGAAUUUAUGGAUGAGGUUUUUUACCAAAGCAAAAGUUUUUUUGAUCUACCAGUAAGUGAGAAAAUGAAGGUUCUUAGAAACAAGAAACAUCGAGGUUACACUUCCCUUUUCAAUGAACGUUUGGAUCCUGUCAAUCAAAUACAUGGAUAUUAUAAGGAGGGAUAUUACAUUCGAAUAGAAGUACCUGAAAACGAUCCUGACAUAGAAAAGCUAUUAUACGGACCAAAUGUCUGGCCCCCUUCUGAUAUCUUGCCUGGAUGGAGGGAAACUAUGGAGAAAUAUCAUAGAGAGGCGCUUGAGGUGGCAAAAGCAAUUUCAAGGAUCAUAGCUCUUGCACUUAACCUCGAGGUUGACUUUUUUGAUAGACAAGAAAUGCUUGGGAAGCCUAUUGCAACCUUGCGUCUGCUACACUAUGAAGGUAGAGUUUUUGAUUCGAUGAAGUGGGAAUUUGUAGCACCAUUAAAAGGAGCAUUUGUAGUGAAUCUUGGUGACAUGCUAGAGCGCUGGAGCAACUGUAUUUUCAGGUCCACGUUGCAUCGAGUGCUGGGUAAUGGUCAUGAGAGAUAUUCUGUAAGGCCCCUUUAGAAGCUUUUGAAUGUUCUCUAAUUGCAUAGCCUACAAGGGAUGUUGAUAAUGAAAAGUUUGCCUUCUUAUGCAAUAUUAUCGUCUAACAUACACAAUGGCCCUUUUUGUUUUUUUGCUUUCAUUUUAUUCGAUUUAUUUAUAUUUAUUUAUUAUUAUUAUUUUUUCAUUGAGCAGAUUGCAUAUUUUGUGGACCUAGUCACGA
This is a messenger RNA of Camellia sinensis, 872 nucleotides long. The record is from RefSeq and is a predicted model, not a curated record. Lineage: Eukaryota; Viridiplantae; Streptophyta; Magnoliopsida; Ericales; Theaceae.